UCUGUUAUUCAAUUAUCUGGCAAUUUAUGUCAACAGUUGUGAAGUGCCAAGGUCGCUGGAAGGACCUAAGGGACCAAUUUUCAAAAAAAGUUCAACCACGGAGUGGAUCAGCAGCAGGACCCCAAAAGGAGUGGAAAUACUCCCAAGCCCUUUCUUUCCUUGUUCCCCACCUUCAACCCAGGAGCUCUAGAAGCAGCCUAGACCAGGUUGAUGUUGAAGAUUGGGAGGCAUUGGACCUGAGCCAUGGAGAGGAUGUGCGGGAUGAAAACGACCAACACUCCCAACCAGAUCAACAUUUUCAACCUGGUUCUUCAACCAGCAGGCCCUACAACAGACCUGCCGCGCGCAAGAGGGCCUCAGCACCUGCAGUGUCGUUGGAGGAUAGGCUGCUGGCUAUGGUACAGGAGCCUCCACAACCGAUGUUUCUUCGUGUGCCACAGGAAGAGGAUGAGAUGUUACAUUUUGCCCUCAGUCUGGUACCAUUGCUGAAUAAAUUAAGUGGCUGGGGUAAAUUAAGGGCAAAAAUUGCCCUGUUAGAAUGUCUCCAGGGUGUCCAUGACCUGGACCAAGGGCACCGGCAGGUGCAGAUGCAGGGCCCUGGUCUAAUGAGGCCAUGGGAUCAGACAUCCCAGCCAUCCCACCAGAGCCACCCGAGCCACCCAUUGUAUGCACCACCCUGGCAUGCACAGGUGCAGAUGUGGUACAGACCAAGAAGGUGA
This is a messenger RNA of Clupea harengus (Atlantic herring), 719 nucleotides long. RefSeq lists its product as uncharacterized. Lineage: Eukaryota; Metazoa; Chordata; Actinopteri; Clupeiformes; Clupeidae. Gene Ontology annotation, cellular component: nucleus; transcription regulator complex. The record is from RefSeq and is a predicted model, not a curated record. Gene Ontology annotation, biological process: regulation of transcription by RNA polymerase II.